GCAAUCGCUCGCCCUGUGCCCACCACGCGAGCGUGGACCCCCACCACCCCCCCCAAUGUGGGCGUCUGCAGGGACGAACUCGCGCCUCUCUCGCCGCAGCUGCGCUCAUCCCGCCGCUAAGCGGACAACGAGAAGUGGCGGGUAGCCGGAGUUGCGCUGCACGAGUGCUGGAACCCCGUGCAUGCGACUCCCCCUUUCUCCGAAGACGUUCGCUGCGCAAGCCCUUCACGUCCGCAGCUCGCGCGGGCUGGAUUAGCGGUGGUAGCUGGAGUGGUGGCGGUGGUGGGUGGUGGGUGGUGGUGGUGGUGGUGAUGAUGAUUCUCGGUACGGUUGUCGGCGGAGGUGGCGGUGGAACGAUGCCGCCACGCAGGGAGCUGCGCUGCUGCCGCCGCCGCUGCUGCUGCUGCAGUCGCUCUUGUGUCCCAACGACUGCCACGCUGCACGUGCUGCUGCUGAUCUUGGCUCGAGUGGCCAUGAGUUUGGACAAUGAACACCUCUACUCACCACUGCUCUAUCUACCUGCAAGAUACGAGCUUCUUCACACGGAGACAUCCUACCUCCUCAAGAGGGUGAACCAGGAAAUUGCAACAAAUGCAAACCUCACAUCCCACUCCCAACCUUUUGUUAUUCUUAAAGCCAAUGGACCGCCAAUCAUGAACGUCAGUUUUGGACCUUUUUCAGCCUCAAAGCCAGUCACGAUUGAUCUCCUACGAACCAGAAACUCUUUUCAGCCUGAUUCAAUUGGCCCGAGGUCCAGCUGGCAACUGCAACCACUUUUAACGGAGGAAAUUAUGUUUUCUGAUAGGCCCAAAGCUCAAGUGAUGUUUUACAUUACUGGAAGAGACUGGCUGGACCCUGACUCGAUGCGGGACCUGCCUUGCAUAAGGCUGCACGUUUUCCAAGAUGCGCAAGAAGUGAGGAGUUCGUGCCAGUUGUCCGGAACCUUGGCAAUGUGCCUAGCGGAGGUUGUGCUUCCAUCGCGGUGGUUUUGGCCUCCCAGCCCUCUGCUGACAUACGCAGAGGUGGAGCUUUACUGUGCCAUGCAGUGGGGUGGCGAGUGCGCAAAAGAGGACAAUACGGAGGUGCAUGCCUGGAAGGCACAAGAGCUGUCAAUCCUGCUACAGAACCUUCGUUGGGUGGGAAAACUGGUGCUGUAUCGGGCACCUGACCUGCCCCCUACUCGCGAGGUAAAGCUGGAUAAUGACGUGGCGAUCCUGCUUCCCAUGAGGCCCUUGAGACCUGAAAACGUCAUCAGCAUUCCCAUCUGCCUCCUGCCGAAUUCCACGGUGGAUCGAUUCACAAUUUGGGCAAAAGGGAAGAAUGGCCUUGGUCUGCUGUCUGUAUUGCCCAGCAACCCAAGCCAGUGGGAGAUCAACUCUGAGAUCAUCAAUAGUGGCAAGCUCUCUGUGGCCACCAUGCAUAUUCUAAGAAAGGAGAGCAGCAUUCCUGACAACACCAUGGGUCGCCGGGAGGUGGCCCUGCUGGAGGUAGAGCUGGAGAAUGGCACAGCUCCACUGCGGCAUUUGCUGUGGCACGUCAGUUACAAUGGACAAGACUCCCAUCCCGAGAGCGAACGCCUGUCGACCGAGAUUGCCGUCAGCCAGCGGGAUAUCCGAGCCCUAGUGCCACUGCCCAUGGCGGAGGAGCUGCUCAACACGGCGGUGCUGACGGGCCGCACCGUGGCGCUGCCGCUGCGAGUGCUCGUCGUGGAGGAGAGCGGCCUCGUGACCGACGUCUCCGAGGAGGCGCAGUGCUACUCGCUCGACGAGGACGUGCUCAAGGUGUCAGCAGGCUGCGAGUACGCGUACGUCAAUGGCAAGGAGAGACAGGGCUCCACGCGGGCUCGCGUUCACGUCAGCUACGAGCACAUGCGCGCCUCCCUGGAUCUGACCGUCUGGAUGCCCAAGCUGCCCCUGCAAAUACAGAUCUCUGACACCAUACUCAACCCCAUCAAGAACUGGCGGGUGCCCAACAUUGGCAAGAGAGGGCCAAUUCCGGAGACUGUCGAAGAUGACAACGAGCCAAAAGGACGCGGCUGCUUCUUGCAAUCCCAGCAUGCCCAGUUGCGAGUGUGGGCUCAAUUCUGCGCUGCCAACCCCGAUAAGUUGGGUCAGCUGACCACGAUGUUGGGUCCCGAUUGGACAGCAGACGUCACACCCCUGGUGCUUGAUCACAUGGCCGUCGAGGACACGAGCAUUGCCCAGCUCCAUGAAGGGAAAGUGCUGAUCGGCAGGGAACCUGGUACUACUGCCAUUCAGGUGCUGUCCCCGCUGUCAGACUCGAUCCUGGGGGAGCGCGCGGUGACGGUGAGCGAGGAGAAGGUCUCCGUGAGCGGGCUGCACGUGACGCUGCUCUCGGGCCUCUCCCUGUCGCUGCGGCCCAGCAGCAGCGAGCCGAGCGUCAUCUUCGCCCGCACCACGGGGCUCAGCAUCUUCACGGCCAGCAAGCAGGAGGCCAUCCUGAUGAUUUGGCUGCAGUACAGCGAUGACACCGUGGUGCCCCUCGACGUGUUCAGCCCACGUGAGUAUCUCCUCACCGUCUCCUCGCUCGACCAAAAAGUGGUGUCCGUCACCGUGCCAGAGGGUGACGCUUGGCCCCAAAUCGUGGCCGAGGGUCAGGGAGAGGGUGGCCUCAUCCGCCUGGAGCUCAUGAUCUGCGAAGCCUGCCAGAAGACUCGGCGGAGGACGACGGUGGUGGCGGCCGUGGCCGAUGUGCACGUUCGCUUCUCUAGGCCGGAGGAGAGUGGCUACAGCGGCAACGAGCAGAGCACCGAAAGCACCAAGGAAGGCGGCGACAUCAUUGACGAGGGCUCCCUGACCUUGAAAGACAUUAUUCCCAAUGGGCUCGGCACGACCACUGAAGCAGGGGUCGGCGUGAAGUCUACCGCUGGAACAAAUAAGAAUCAAAUAAUGAUUGUGCCAAUAGGCAUGGAUAUAAGCCGACCAUCCGCUGACACGGACAUCCCCACAGCCACCGAUUCUGAUCGGGUGGAUGAGGAGCUACAGGCCCAAAAUACACCUGGCCUGUCAGAUCUUCAGAUUGGCAUGUAUGUCCUUCUCAGCGUCUUCUGCCUUGCCAUUCUGGUGUUUCUAAUAAACUGCAUUGUUUUCACCGUAAGGUACAAAAGGAAGCAAUCUCCCCAAAGCCAGGACGAGAUCCUGACACAUUCGCACGAAUGGAUAGAGCUGACCAACCCAAACGCUGACACCGCCGUCCAACCACAGGACAGCAGUGCCGCCGUCCCCAAGCAGGGCAGCUGCUUAGUGAGGGAGGGCAGACGAGGCCGCGGCGUUCUCAAGGACAAGGUCAGCACGGCCAGCACGAGCGGCGGUGGCGGCGGCGGCGGCGGUGGCGGCGGCGGCGGCACGGGCAGAGGCAGGCUGCAGGGGCGGAUGCGGAGGCAGGAGAGGCAGUCGGACAAGAUGCUCGUUAAGGGCGAGCCGGCGGUGAGCUCUCCCACGACGCAGCGCAAGCGCGUGACUUUCACCACCUUCAUGACGGUGCACAGUCCAGUCCACGGAGCCGAGGCGUACAGCUCCCUGCCGCCCUCGAAGGAGCGUGAAAUAGAAUGGAUCUGUUUGGACACAGGCUAUCGGGAACCAGAAAAUCUAAGAAAUUACAUUCAAAGUUUAACCGACACACUGUAGAGAAUAAAUUGCUUAUUGCGUUGUGCGCCCUUGUAAUACAUUUGUAAUUCAAAGGCUAUGUGUUCAUCUUGUUGCAACAUGUAAUUUUAUUUUUACAACUUGCUGGCUUGAUAUUGUAAAGAAUAAUGGUACGUAUAAAAGUCUACAGACAAUUUAUUGAAUAACAACAAUUUCACGACAUUAUGUACGUUCAAAAUAUCUGUGUUUUAGGUUUUUUUCUAAACAGGAAUCGUUGAAAAUUUAAAAAAUUCCAGACUUUUAUGCAGUCAUGGAAGGGAAAAAUGGAAGUCCUUACCUCUUCUAUCAAAGAUUUUGUCACAAAGAUAAAAUUUGUUAAUUUUUAAGGAUUUUUUAACGCAAUGUAUUGCUGCUGAAAAAAAAGUAACAAAUGCGGUAUGCAGCAACAUUUUUAAGUGCGUAACAAGAUUGGUCGUGGAAAAGUUAUGCAUUAGCAAGUGUCUCAGUGCGAUAGUUCUGUGCCUGUGUCAUUGUAGCACGCAGAAUAACAUCCAGCGACAAAUUGUGCGCGAAACUUCCUGAAAAAUGGAUGGCAAUGUCAUUAAUAUUAUUAUCGCACGUUACAGGAAAUGACACGCGUACAAAAGUAAACGUUGAACAGAGACUAAAAGCACUUUAAACAAAAACCACUGAUGUCAACUGCAUGCAUUUGAUAAAGAAAAAAACUUUUGUUGUAAAUAUGUAAAUACAGAACUCUAGAGCAAUUAGAAACCAUUAAUCUUGCUUUUAGCUACUGCUCUUUUUAUUCUAUUUUAUUCUGCCACGAUUGUCAUUUUGAAGCCAAAUACAGUUUGUUAUCAAUGUGAUGUAAAUCUGUGAACGCCACGGAUGGUAGUUGAUAUUCUCUGUACAGGCUUUUGUUUAAUGAAUAAAC
Molecule: messenger RNA, 4539 nt
Organism: Lethenteron reissneri (Far Eastern brook lamprey)
Lineage: Eukaryota; Metazoa; Chordata; Hyperoartia; Petromyzontiformes; Petromyzontidae
Product: transmembrane protein 132C-like
Source: RefSeq, a predicted model, not a curated record